AUGAUUUCGCUGGCGGUGUCCAUUCUGCUUCUCGCCUCUUCUGUGGCUGCGGUGCCAGCUGCCGAGCGUGCCGUCUGUAGCACGCCGACGUAUGUUCCAUACAACAACGACAAGCUCCCGAACCCGUUCCUCUUCGACAAUGGUCAACCGGUGCGGACGUUUUCUGACUGGGACUGUCGUCGUUCCCAGAUUGCAUCGUUGAUUCAAGGCUACGAAGCUGGUUCACUGCCCGGAAGGCCCCAGGUUGUCAAGUCCGCUUUCUCCAGGCAGGGUACCAAUGCCAACUUCACCGUCACUGCUGGGUCUUCGUCAAACACAAUCUCCUGGGUGAAUACUAUCACAUACCCGAACACCACUGCGCCGCAAGGCGGAUGGCCAGUCGUCAUCGCUUACGAUGGAUUGAGUAUCCCCGUCCCUCCUGGGGUCGCAGUCUUGACAUACCCCAACUCCCUCAUCGGCCAACAGAACAGCAGCCCCGCUAGUCGUGGGGUUGGGUUGUUCUACAACCUGUACGGCAAUGUCACCGCUAGCGCUAUGACUGCCUGGGUAUGGGGUGUGAGCCGUAUUAUCGACGCGCUUGAGGAAAACGACUCUGCCAAUCUCAACCUUGCGAAGAUCGCAGUGACGGGUUGUUCUCGUGACGGCAAGGGGGCGCUAAUGGCAGGUGCAUUCGAGCCUCGCAUUGCCUUGACGAUUCCUCAGGAGUCCGGCUCCGGAGGCGACACUUGCUGGCGCUUAUCCAAGUACGAACAGGACAGUGGCGACGUCGUCCAGCAAGCGACCGAGAUUGUGAUGGAGAACGUUUGGUUCUCUACCAACUUUAACAACUACGUCUACAACAUCAGCCUGCUCCCGUACGAUCACCACAUGCUGGCUGCACUUGUCGCACCUCGCGGUCUUAUUUCGUACGAGAACACCGAUUACGAAUGGCUCAGCCCACUGUCUGGGUACGGCUGCAUGACCGCCGCCCACACAGUCUACGAAGCGUUGGGCAUCCCCGAGUAUCACGGUUUCGUUCAGGUUGGCAACCAUAGCCACUGUUACUUCCCGCCCACUUUGGAAGAUUCGUUGUUUGCCUUCUUCGACAAGUUCCUGCUUGACCAGCCCAACACGAACACGAAUUACUUCUCCACUAACGGGGUGUUCAACGGAACCGUGUGGGAUCCAAGCUACUGGAUUAAUUGGUCGACUCCUACUUUCUUUUGGUAA
Dacryopinax primogenitus is the source of this 1209-nucleotide messenger RNA. RefSeq lists its product as uncharacterized. The record is from RefSeq and is a predicted model, not a curated record. The coding region runs from base 1 to 1209 and encodes 402 amino acids. Lineage: Eukaryota; Fungi; Basidiomycota; Dacrymycetes; Dacrymycetales; Dacrymycetaceae. The transcript is spliced from 2 exons.